AUGACCGAACCGCCCGCGGAGGGCUUUAAGCGGUGGAGCGACUGGAGGACGUGGGGCGCUUCCGCGAAGGUUCGCGGCGUGCCGGGUACCGGGGCGCGCAGAUGGGCUGACGUCAUGAUUCCGAUUCUCGACGACCCGUCACUUCCCAAGAUUCACGUGCGCGCGGCGUACAUAAUGGUGUUCGGGCGCCUGACAGCUGGCGAGCCGAGCGCGCACUUCUCGAGCCGCGUCACAUUCACGCUCUACCAGAACUUCAAGCAGCAGCGCGCUCCUUACGCCCUUCAGUUUCAUAAGCCCGCAGAUCCCGGAAACCCCCGCGACCUGGGGCACAAGACGUUCGCCGUGGUGGGCGGGCAGGUCUCUCUCUACGGCAUGCCGGGCGGCGGCAACACGCCGUCGUGGGUGCGCCUCACCGAAACAGCCGACGCGGGCGCGCGUGCGAUCUACGUGAACGCGGACGUGACGCGCUGGGCGGCGGGAAUGACGAUCGCGCUGGCAUCCACGUCAGCAGAUCUCAACGACGCGGACCACCACGUCAUCGCGUCCGUUUCCGUCGUCACGCCCGUGUCGGGACCAGGAAAGAGCGACGGGCGGUACAAAAUCAAUCUAAAGACGGCGCUUAAGAAGCGGCACGACGGCGUGAAGAUCUCGGACGGGCUUCUGGAUAGAGGCCAACCCAUAUAUGCGAGCUUCUGGAUAGAGGCCAACCCAUAUAUGCGAGGUCUCUCCAAACUGCUGCCAACGAUCGGGUCAACAGUGCCGUUCCGUUACAACUGGGGCACGUGGGACGGCAACCAAGCUCACUCCAACCUCUUUGGAUUCCGCACCUACCCCCAUGGAUCCAAGCCCAAAUACCCGUCUCCCACCCGAAACCCCCGCGUCUCCCUUAAGAACUUCCUCGUUUACCGUAACAAGGCAGGCAUUUUCUUUUUCAACAGCGAGCGGCUGAUAGUGGAGAACGGGGUGUUUCUGGACAAUGGAAUCGGCAUCGACUUGAGCCGCAAUGCCGGUGUGCAAGCCAAGGGCUGCCGCUUCAUCGGCCGCUCCUCCUCUGCCUGCCCGUCCUCCAAUGCGGGGACCACAACCACAGCCCUUGCCACCAGCAGCAGCAGCGGCACCAUCACCACAACCCAGGACACAUCCAACGGUCCAGAUGCCUCCAUCCCACCAGAAAGCUCCAGCCCAGACAACAGCACCACUGCUGCCGCACCCAUCCCACCAGCCGAACCCCUUCCAGGCAACGACACUACUGCUGCUACAGAUCCCAACGCACCAGAAAAUUCCACCCUACCCGGCAAUGACAGCACAGGUGGUGGUGCUGCUGCUGCUCCCAACGACCAAGACAGCCCCGUCCCAGCCGGUCCCACCACUCUGUGGCAGCCCUUCACUCUCCAGGCGUCUCUGGGACCCCUCGACCCGUUUGCAGACGACGGCAGUGCUGACAGCAGUGGCGGCAGCGGCGGCGGUGGCAGUGGCGGCAGCACCAGCAGCAGCAACAAGGCUUUUGAGGAUGCUGGGAUGGCAGAUCCCAUGGGGGGCCCAUCGCUGCAGGAGCAGCCAGGGACGUUUGCUGCUCCGAUUGGCAUCACGCUGAGUCAGAGCAACCCGCAGGAUAACCUGCACCCCAACUCCAUCCAGGACACCUCGACACCUCGUAAGACUUAUUCCCUCCUGUACUCGUUACAAGGUGCUGCAGUAGUUGUUAGCUUCCACCGCUUUGGCACGUGCAGCAGCAGCAGCUUUGGGGUCGCUCUUGUGGCGAACAAGGCAGGCGGAUACUGGAACACUGCCAUGUUCGUUAAGGGCCUCACGUUUACUUCAGGCACCAACAAAUUCUGGGCCACACCCAAUCCCUCCUCAGGCACGCCGCCCCGGGGGGGUCUGGUGGCGCGCUUCUACGCCAUCCGGGAUGUUGACGGGUCGCUCCUCGGCCAAUCAGGCUACGCCGUUGCCAACUACGACCCCAUCCUGCCGCCCGCCGCCGUCCGGGCGGCAAAGUGCAACUUCAAGAGCGCCUUUUCGGCCUAUUCCUGCACCUCCGUCUGCUUCCGGUCGGUCGGGUUGGAGUAUGACGAGUACGGGGCUACCAGCAGCAGGACUGGGUGCUCUGGGAGCCUUCACGUGGUUAUCGACUCGCCGGAUUCGCAGAGUAAAUGGCUGGCGAACGUGCCUACAGUGCCCUGCGCGGAUGUUAACGAGACGAGGGUUUAUAAGGAGUACGCGUGCGGGGCGGGGAAGGCGCGGCUGCGGCUGGAUGUUGGGGCGAGCAGCAGUGGCAAGGCAGCGGUUGUGAUGGAGUUGGAUCAAGGGGUCAGCACUGCUUGCUCCUCAGACUCGGGUUGCUCCACCAUCACUUCUGCUGCUCUACCGCCCCUCUCCAUCGCGCCUCUCGCCGACAGCGAGUCGGCCUUUUCCUCCACAGACCCGUUCUUCGACCCGAGCUUCUAUGCUGGUGGAGCAGACGACCCCCACACGGUGCUUUGA
Molecule: messenger RNA, 2484 nt
Organism: Closterium sp. Naga37s-1
Lineage: Eukaryota; Viridiplantae; Streptophyta; Zygnematophyceae; Desmidiales; Closteriaceae
Source: the annotation of a GenBank genome assembly